AUGCUUUGUAUCUUCCUACACAAUUUGGAAACUAUUCUACCGGUUCACUCUUGCAAUACCGUUGUGGGGCCUCUGGCAAAAAGUGAACAUGCGCCGAAAUCCAUAGAGUUUGACAAUGACCAGCCGACGGAGGAGGAAUUGAAUAGCCUUCGGAGAGUUCCGGACAAUAUCCCGACCGGAGGUUACCUUGUUGCCUUCAUUGAGUUGACGGAGAGGUUUGCCUAUUAUGGGCUUUCGGCAUACCCCCCCCCCCAACCUGACUCUGCGAGGAAUAAUGGAAAAGACGAUCCAUUACUACCCGGAGCACUAGGUCUAGGCCAGAGCACGGCUACUGCUCUACAAUACUUCUGGCAAUUCUGGUGUUAUAUCACCCCAGUUUUCGGAGCAAUUGUUGCCGAUCAAUAUAUUGGAAAAUAUAACACUAUUAUGGUCUUCGCUGGGAUCUAUGCUUUUGGCCUUCUCGUCCUCGUUACCACCGCAAUCCCUCAGGCAGUUGAAGGUGGGCGCGCCUUCGGCGGCCUAAUCGCAUCGAUCCUAAUCAUCGGGCUUGGAACCGGCGGCAUAAAGGCUAACGUUGCACCCCUAAUUGCAGAACAAUACCGCAGCCGUGGCCCAUUCAUUCGAACUCUAAAUAGCGGUGCCCGAGUGAUUGUUGACCCCGAUGUUACUAUACAGCGGUUGUACAUGGUAUAUUAUUGGUGUAUUAACCUGGGUUCGUUAUCCGGCAUCGCGACUGUCUACUUGGAACUCAAAGUGGGAUUUUGGGCGGCGUACCUAUUGCCAUUCUGUGUCUUCUUCGUGGGGAUAUUUACCCUGGUCGUUGGGAGGAAGUAUUAUGUCACUGCUAUGCCACAGGGAUCUGUCAUAUUGUGUGCGUUUAAGGUUUGGUGGAUCGCUCUUAGGAAUAAAGGGAAUAUGGAGGUUGCAAAGCCGAGCCAUCAGGUCGCGAAUGGGGGAAAGUAUAAGACACUGUGGCCGGAGGAGUUUGUGGACGAGUUGAGGAGAAGUUUGGUUGCGUGUAGGGUGUUUGUGUUUUAUCCCAUAUAUUGGGUUUGUUAUGGACAAAUGGUCAGCAACUUUGUCUCCCAAGCCGGAACGAUGGAAACCCACGGCAUUCCUAACGAUGUCAUCUUGAACGUUGGCGCCCUAACAAUCAUCAUAUUCAUUCCAAUAAUGGAACGCCUAGUCUAUCCCGCCCUCCGUACAAUCGGCAUCCAGUUCAAACCCAUAACUCGUAUAACCUGGGGUUUUUUCUUUGCUUCAGGAGCAAUGGCCUACGCCUCCGGCUGCCAAAAAAUGAUCUACAACGCGGGUCCCUGCUAUGACAAUCCCCGCGGAUGUCUCAACGGAGCGGUGCCGAACCAUGUGCACGUUGCGGUUCAAGCGCCUUCAUAUGCUCUCAUCGGAAUUUCGGAAAUCUUUGCCUCGAUAACAGGUCUCGAAUACGCCUACACGAAAGCGCCGACAAACAUGAAGUCUUUUAUAAUGUCGCUAUUUCUCCUGACGAAUGCUGUCGGCUCUGCUCUGGGUGUUGCUGUCUCACCGACAAGCGUUCAUCCCAAGCUCGUGUGGACGUUCUCGGGGUUGAGCAUUGCUACGGCAGUCACCGGUAUCGCCUUCUGGGUGCUUUUCAGACGCUAUAAUGAUACCGAGGAGGAGAUGAAUGCCGCCGGGCGAGAGAAACAGCAAGAAGUGCUUAGGAGUGUGGCUGGAGAAAAGGAGGAGGGGUGGGGUGGGGCGGCAUAA
Tuber melanosporum (Perigord truffle) is the source of this 1746-nucleotide messenger RNA. RefSeq lists its product as uncharacterized. The transcript has 7 exons. Gene Ontology annotation, molecular function: tripeptide transmembrane transporter activity; dipeptide transmembrane transporter activity. NCBI's taxonomy places the organism in Eukaryota, Fungi, Ascomycota, Pezizomycetes, Pezizales, Tuberaceae. Gene Ontology annotation, cellular component: fungal-type vacuole; plasma membrane. The coding region runs from base 1 to 1746 and encodes 581 amino acids. Gene Ontology annotation, biological process: oligopeptide transport; transmembrane transport. The record is from RefSeq and is a predicted model, not a curated record.